Molecule: messenger RNA, 2184 nt
Organism: Heteronotia binoei (common prickly gecko)
Lineage: Eukaryota; Metazoa; Chordata; Lepidosauria; Squamata; Gekkonidae
Gene: CHRNA2
Product: cholinergic receptor nicotinic alpha 2 subunit
Exons: 6
Coding region: 329-1924 (531 amino acids)
Biological process (GO): signal transduction; chemical synaptic transmission; regulation of membrane potential
Cellular component (GO): postsynaptic membrane; neuron projection; synapse
Molecular function (GO): transmembrane signaling receptor activity; acetylcholine-gated monoatomic cation-selective channel activity
Source: RefSeq, a predicted model, not a curated record
UGAGCAAGAGAGAGCAUGUUCAAGGUGAAUUGUAUCUGGAAGGAAUUCUAUUAGUGCACAUGACUUCUGCACCACAGACAGCUUUUCCCAUGGUGCCUCGAACACGACUCUCCAAGAACAGGCCCAAGUGAUGCUCAGCUGUCUGCCCUCAAUGGAGAUUGCUGCUUACAGCCCUGCCCUGCCAGAAGGUGAACAUACCGGUACAUGCAGUUCCCAUGUUGCUACUCAGCACAGACUUUGCAAAUGAAAAGAGGCAUUCUGGAUUUUUUCUAUCUUGGGAGAAAGUAUUCCAGUGGGAGAGAAAGUCUCAACAGCUGCCUCUCAGAAGAUGGAUCUGCUUGCCAGCGGAUUCCCAGCCCUUAAGAACAUCAUCACCUGCUAUUUCCUGGUGUCCUUGUCAGGAUGUGCCCUAGGCCGGACGCAAACCCAAGCAGAAGAACGGCUCUUCAAGUACCUUUUCACAGCCUACAACAAGUGGUCCAGGCCAGUCCCCAAUACCUCAGAUGUUGUUAUCGUCAGGUUUGGGUUAGCCAUUGCUCAGCUGAUUGAUGUGGAUGAAAAGAACCAAAUGAUGACCACCAAUGUUUGGUUGAAACAGGAGUGGAAUGACUACAAGCUACAGUGGAAUCCAGCUGAUUUCGACAACGUCACUUCAAUCCGGGUGCCAUCCGAAAUGAUCUGGAUCCCGGACAUCGUACUAUAUAACAACGCAGAUGGGGAAUUUGCAGUGACCCACAUGACCAAGGCACAUCUCUUCUCUAAUGGCAGUGUGAAGUGGGUGCCACCGGCCAUCUACAAAAGCUCCUGCAGCAUUGACGUCACAUUCUUCCCCUUUGACCAGCAGAACUGCAAGAUGAAGUUUGGGUCAUGGACCUACGACAAGGCCAAGAUUGACCUGGAGAGCAUGGAACGCCACGUGGAUCUGAAAGACUACUGGGAAAGCGGGGAAUGGGCCAUUAUCAAUGCUGUGGGCACCUACAACACCAAGAAAUAUGAUUGCUGCACUGAGAUCUAUCCCGAUAUCACAUAUAGUUUCAUUAUUCGCCGGCUGCCACUGUUCUAUACCAUCAACCUCAUUAUUCCCUGCCUUCUCAUUUCCUGCUUGACCGUGCUGGUUUUCUACUUGCCCUCUGACUGUGGUGAGAAGAUCACCCUCUGCAUCUCCGUCCUGUUAUCCCUGACCGUCUUCCUCCUUCUCAUCACCGAGAUCAUCCCGUCCACUUCUCUGGUCAUCCCACUGAUAGGCGAGUAUUUGCUCUUCACCAUGAUCUUUGUCACCCUCUCCAUUGUCAUCACUGUCUUUGUGCUCAACGUCCACCAUCGCUCGCCCAGCACCCACAAGUUGCCCCGGUGGGUCCGUACCGUCUUCCUGGAUUUUAUUCCCCGCUGGCUUUUCAUGAAACGACCGCCGGUGCUUACUCCAGCAUUGAGGGUGGCCAGCGAGGAGGUGAUCGGGCAGUACGACAUGCCUCCUGUCAAUCUUAGUACAUCACGGUGUUGGCUGGAGACAGACGUUGACGAUAAGUGGGAUGAUGAAGAGGAUAGCAAUGAGGAGGGGAUGCGUGCUGGCCGGCUGCCCCUCCAAGGUGCUUGUCACCACCAUUGCCUCCAUUACCGCUACACCUGUGCCCGUCACCUGGGAAGGGGGUUUGUGGAAGUGGUGCAGCGUCCAUCCACCAAAACAGAGAAUAUGUCGUCAUCUGACCAAGGGUUACUGCUCUCUCCCAGUAUCCUGAAGGCCCUGGAAGGGGUGCACUACAUUGCCAAUCACCUGCGGGCUGAGGAUGCAGACUUUUCGGUGAAGGAAGACUGGAAGUAUGUUGCGAUGGUGAUAGACCGCAUCUUCCUCUGGAUGUUCAUCAUUGUCUGCCUACUGGGGACAAUUGGACUUUUCCUCCCACCUUUCCUGGCUGGCAUGAUCUAGCUUCCAUGUGUUGCUGAGGAGCAGCCCACUUCCUCACAGAGGGCAACGCCAGAAGAGUGACCACAGCAACCGCCACACUAACUCUUCUUCUCCUGCCUGAUGGCUCCCACAAAGCUGUCAUCAUCAAGAGGAUCCCAGAUCAGAAGCAUCUCUUGCCUGAGGCUCCUUACCUGCAGUUGGAGCCUUUCUCAGCUAGUAGAGCCAGGCUUUAAAAAGAAAACUGUAUAAACAAUAGGGACUGGGAACUUGAAUCAUCUUUA